AUGUGUUGUGANAUCGGUGACAAUGUAUGGCCACAUCCGCAGACAUUCCUCACCAACGAGUCAUUCUUCGCCAUAAAUCCCAAAUCAUUUAACUUCGUGUCCAUAAUCAGCAAAAAGUGCGAUCUAUUGGACAAAGCGAUCGCCCGAUACAAGAGACUGCUCUUCAUUGAGGACUGUUCUCUACUGAAGACAUCGCUGGCAAAGAGCGAUACCAGAGCUCGACAGACACUAUACGACAAUCGGCGGGAUUUAAGCAAAGAUCCCAAUUUCAAGGGCUUUCUCACAAACAUAACAGUCCUCGUGAGCCAAGAGUGCGAAACUGAACCGCAUCUGGAGAUGAAUGAAAACUAUUCAAUCGAUAUCAACAAUCAGACGGCUCUCAUAUACAGCGAGAGUGUUUGGGGCGCUAUCCGUGCCUUUGAGACCCUCUCACAACUCGUCGAAAACGUUGGACUCAACCAAUUCAUCGUAAACUACACGUCAAUCACGGAUUCGCCGCGUUUUAAAUACCGCGGACUCCUUCUGGACACGUCUCGCCAUUACCUUCCCGUUGAACGCCUGGAGCAGAGUCUGGACGCCAUGGCUUACAAUAAGCUCAAUGUGUUUCACUGGCAUAUGACGGACGACCAGUCCUUCCCAUACGUAAGCCAAGCCUAUCCGGAGCUGAGUCUGAAGGGCGCCUAUAAUCCCAAAACACACGUCUAUACCAAAGAAAACAUUCAACACAUCAUAGAAUACGCGGCCGAAAGAGGGAUCAGAGUUGUGGUGGAGUUCGAUACGCCCGGCCAUACGCUGGCCUGGGGUGCGGGACAGCCCGGCCUAUUGACACCGUGCUAUGCAAACGGCAAACCCAACGGACUCUACGGACCAAUAGAUCCGUCCAAACGAUCCACAUAUGAGUUCAUCGAAACCCUAUUGAAAGAGGUGUUGAGCCGAUUCCCGGAUCAAUACUUUCAUUUGGGCGGCGAUGAAGUGGAUUACAACUGUUGGCGCUCUAACCCAGACAUCAACGACUUCAUCAAACAGAAGAAUAUCAUCAAAAAGACCACUUCCAUGUCCAACAAGAAGUCCAACGAACCGUACGCUAAACUCGAGGAAUAUUAUGUACUCAAAGUGGUUGAUAUCGUGAAGAAACUGAACCGCACUUCAAUCGUAUGGCAGGAAGUGUUUGACAAUAACGCCAAACUGUCCAACGAAACGGUGGUUCACGUGUGGAAGUUAGACAACUGGCCACUAGAGCUGUCCAACGUUACCAAAGCCGGCUAUCAGGCGAUACUGUCUUCGUGUUGGUAUUUGAAUAAGAUAUCGUACGGAACCGAUUGGCACAAGUACUACACGUGCGAACCCUUGAACUUUAAGGCCACUGAACAACAAUAUAGUUUAGUCAUCGGAGGCGAGGCUACCAUUUGGGGUGAAUGGGUGGACGCGUCCAACGUAAUUGGGCGAACAUGGCCUCGAGCGCUAGCAGUGGCCGAACGGCUGUGGAGUUCGCGGGAUCUGAAGAGCCCAAUGGCAGCCAAUAGACGAUUUGAUAGACAACGUUGUCUUAUGUAA
Messenger RNA from Medioppia subpectinata, 1554 nucleotides. Lineage: Eukaryota; Metazoa; Arthropoda; Arachnida; Sarcoptiformes; Oppiidae. The record is from the annotation of a GenBank genome assembly.